ACAACGCGGCCGCAAGGCGGCCGCUCCCUGCCGGCCCCUCUUUUCGGCCCCUUGACCCUCGGACGCUGAGAGCCAUGGCCUUGCCGCUGCUGCCUGGCACCAGUUUCAACCGCAACGUGGGAAAGGAAAAGUUCCACAAAUCUCAACAUUGGGGCUUUUGCAACAAUGUGAGCAUGCUGGUGAGUGAAGAUAAACCCGGAAUUGGUGGAGAACUGCUUCUUGGGCAAAAGAUGAAGCCGAAAUACAGUGAAUUUCCUAAAGGAAUGGGAAGUGAUGCGCCAUCCUGGGUAGCUUUUGAUAAGCAGGUAUUAUCUUUUGAUGCCUAUUUAGAAGAUGAAGUGCCUGAUAGAAGUCAAGAAAACUAUAGAAUCAGACGCUAUAAAAUCUACUUCUACCUUGAAGAUGACACAAUUCAAGUAAAUGAACCAGCAUUGAAAAAUAGUGGAAUGCUUCAAGGAACUUUUAUCCGGCGUCAUCGGAUUUCGCUCCCACCUCCUGAUGAAGAUCAGUUUUAUACUGUGCAUCAUUUCAAUAUCAAUAUAGACAUCAUCUUUUAUGGCUGGACAUUCAAGAUUUAUGACUGUGAUACGUUCACAAAAAACUUUCUGAAGAAACUAGGAGUCAAAUUAAACCCCCCGGGACAGUGUCCAGAAGAUCCUUACAUGAAGAUGCGGAGAGAGACACUAGACUGCAUGGAGCCCUUACGUCCCUAUGAGUCCUUUGACACCCUGAAACAGUUCCUUGAGUACGAUAGGAAGGUGUUACGUUUUUUCUGCCUGUGGGACGACUCAGCCUCGGUGUUUGGGGACUGUAGGGAACUCAUUCUGCAUUACUUCCUGUCUGAUGAUACCAUUGAAGUCAAAGAAGUGAUGCCACACAACUCAGGCCGGGAUGCUAUGUCAUUGUUCCUCCAGAGGAGAAAGCUCCCCAAGUAUGGCCCACCUGGAGUCUAUCAGCCAGGCCAGAUAACAGAUCGAACAGUUCUUAAUGUGUACAGUGGCUUGACAGAGAACCGAGCGGACGGCUACCUGUUGGAUAAAUACAAGCUAGGAAAAGUAGAUCAAGAGUUUUACAAAGAUUGUGACCUGUUCAUAGGAGCCACCAUCAAUGUGUGGGGAAGGAAAGUGCUUCUUUGUGACUGUGAUGAAUUUACAAAGACUUAUUAUAAGACGAAAUAUGGAAUUGAGAACUUCACCUCGAUUCCAUGGAAGGCUCCACCUCCUCCAAAAAUAGAAAGGAAAUUUCCACCUUAUACCGGCUUUGGUUCUGAAGAGGAUUCUCUCCGCUCCUGCAUAAGCCUCACACCCACACCUCAUCAGAAGAACUUCAAGAAGUUCCUGGAAAAAGACAGCUAUGGCAACAUAAGCAAUACACUCCGGUUUUUUGCAAAACUCUUCACACACAAAUGUGCAGACGUGGACAGGAUGUUUGUUAUUUCAUACUUUCUCAGUGAUGACACAAUUUCAGUGUUUGAACCUAUAGAGAGGAAUUCAGGGAUUACUGGCGGGAAGUUCUUGAAAAGAAUUCGUGUUAAGAAGCCUGGACAAGAGGUCUUUAAAAGUGAACUAUCAGAAUAUGUGAAGGCCGAGGAGCUAUAUAUCGGAGCCAAAGUGAACGUGAAUGGCUACCUGUUUCUUUUGCUCAGUGCUGACGAGUACACCUUAAACUACAUGGAAAUGAAUUCAGAUAAGUUUCCCAUGAGCAGCAUUGAACUUGUCCUACAAAAGCUGAAAGAAGAAGAAUCAAAAUCCAGAGAGAUCAAGCAGGUAUUUGCAGCUGCUGACUGUAGGCACACAAAGAUGGUGGAUUAUAAUACAUUCAGGGCACACUUUUCAAAAACCAUAAAGGAGAAGUUGGCUGUAUUGACUACAGGAAAAUUAUGUUUCUCUAUAGCAAAAGAUGCAGUAAGCAAACUUAAAAGUAUAUAUAAAUUCAACGGAUUUCUGUACAUUGAUUUUGUAUCCUGCAAAUUUGCUGAACUUAUGAAUCGGUUCUAG
Messenger RNA from Leptonychotes weddellii (Weddell seal), 1997 nucleotides. The record is from RefSeq and is a predicted model, not a curated record. NCBI's taxonomy places the organism in Eukaryota, Metazoa, Chordata, Mammalia, Carnivora, Phocidae.